AAGCGGUGGGAGCCGCUGUGCUGGUACUGAGGGGAUGGCGGAACUUUCAUGCUCCCAGCACCAGCCCCAGGCUGGGCGCGGAAGCUGAGACAGAGAAGGGCAAAAAGGGACCCAGGGAGGUUGCGCCGGUUCCUCUCCCUAGAAGCGGUGACGGCCGCUCCGUCCUGUGGAAGUUGCGUCCACUUCGAGUCACCGCCAGCCAGCCACACACCGGGGGCGUCACUUACCCUGCAGAGGCCCCGCCUUUUCCUUCCCUUUCUCUCCGAGCGCACGCGCCCCCUCAACUCAGCGAUGCUCAACUCAACGGCUCCACUUUCUUCUCCCUCCCUCACUUUCUCCACUCGAGGACCCAACACACUUCCUGCGCAUGUGUGCAACCGAGGCACGCCCUUUCGUCAUCCCGUCAUUUUCUUUCCUGCUCCCUCAGUCUAUGCCUGUGCGCGUGGAUUUCUGCGGGCCCGCCGUCUGAGAACGCGCAUCCUGUACGACUCUCUCUCAAAGAAGGUGCAGGCGCAUGCGUCCAAUGGACGUCACUGCGCUUCUUCUUCAGACACCACCGCUUCUUUCGACUCCAUCAACCAAUCAUAUCAUGGCACUUGAAGAAGGGCGGGAGACCUGGUGGUUUAGUAGGUUUACUCGGUGCCUGUCAAGGCUCUUAUUUGACAAGAGAAAGGCAUCUGCAACCUAACCUUGAGUUUCACCCAGCCUUAAGCUGCACACAAGUGGAAGAGAAAGGUUAGCAAAGGGAUGGGAAUGCAAUGGAAAAAGAAGCGACAGGUUUAGGCAGGAUCUUGUGCCAUAUCAGAAGAGCCAAGCCACAUCCUGAACUGAUAUAAUUUGCUCCUGAAGAACUUUAGUGUGCAACCAGUUUCCUCAGUGAAGAGGCUGCCCGCUUUUCUGAAUGCUCAGAUUGAAGCAGGAUAAGAGGAAUAUGAGUUCGUCACGAAGAGGCUGCUUAAACAAUCCUAAUGCAUUCUGUUACAUUUGUGGCGAAUACACUCUGCAAAAACAAAGAAAAAACAUCACUGACUUUGUAAAACAAGCAUAUCUUGCUUAUUUUGGAGUGAAGCUUGGAGAUCAAGAUAAGUCUUGGGCUCCCCAUAAGGUUUGCAAAACCUGUGUAGAGUGCCUACGACAGUGGAAAAAUGGAGAAAGGAAACGUUUAAAGUUUGGUGUGCCUAUGGUGUGGACAGAGCCGCAAAACCAUCACGAUGAUUGUUAUUUUUGUGUUGUGAAUGUGAAAGGCUUCAAUCGCUACAAGAAACAUAGGUGGGAGUAUCCUGAUUUGGGCUCAGCAAGGCGACCUGUGCCACACAGCGAAGACGUUCCCAUACCAGUGUUUACCUCACUGCCUGACCUUCCAUUGUCAGAUGUUGAAGAAAUGCUGGACGUGGAGUGUAGCACAGGUGGUAGCCCUGGAAGUGGAUAUGAAGAAAGCUUUUCAACACCUGAGCAGUUCUCCCAAAAAGAACUCAAUGAUCUGAUACGAGACCUCAGUCUGUCAAAGCAGGCAUCUGAACUUUUAGCAUCCAGGCUAAUGGAAAAGAACUGUCUACAGCCAGAAGCUAACAUAACAGCUUAUCGGACAAGAGAGGAGGGACUUCUUCCAUACUUCAGCCAAGAUGAAGAACUUGUAUACUGCAAUAACAUUCUUGGACUUCUUCUCCAAAUGGGACUACCGGAAUAUCGACCAGAAGAUUGGCGGCUUUUUAUAGACAGCUCCACCAGAAGCUUGAAAUGUGUUUUAUUGCACAAUGGUAACCGCUAUGCAUCUCUUCCAAUUGCUUACUCAACAAAACUUAAAGAAGAAUAUGAAAAUAUCAAAAUGGUCUUGCAGAAGCUCUGCUAUCAUGAGCACCAGUGGUCUAUUUGUGUUGAUCUAAAGAUGGUGAACUUCUUGCUUGGGCAGCAAAGUGGAUACACGAAGUACCCUUGUUUCAUCUGCUUAUGGGAUAGUAGGGCAAAGCGAGAUCAUUGGAAAAAAGUGUCAUGGCCUUCAAGGGAACACAUGACUGUAGGUGCAGCAAACAUCAUUAACAAGCCAUUGGUUGACAGAGAAAAAAUCAUUCUCCCACCACUCCAUAUCAAGCUUGGACUGAUGAAGCAAUUUGUUAAGGCCUUGGACAAAGAUGGUGAUUGCUUCAAAUACAUUUGUAGAUCGUUCCUUGGACUGACUAUGGAAAAACUAAAAGCAGGAAUCUUUGAUGGUCCUAAAAUUCGUGAACUCAUCAAUGAUUUGAAUUUCACUAAAUUUAUGAAUGAUGUUGAAGCUUCUGCCUGGUGCAGUUAUGUCUCAGUUGUCAAGAACUUCUUGGGUAACCACAAAGCAGACAAUUAUGAAGAAUUGGUGCAAAACAUGCUCGCUAACUUUAAACAUUUGGGUACUAAUAUGAGCAUAAAGGUACACUAUCUCCAUAGCCACUUAGACAGAUUUCCAGAUAAUCUUGGUGAUUUUAGUGAGGAACAAGGGGAGAGGUUCCAUCAGGAUAUAAAGGUGAUGGAGGAAAGGUAUCAAGGCAGAUGGGACAGACACAUGAUGGCAGACUACUGCUGGAGCCUCCAACGUGAUUGUCCUGAUGCCCCCACAUAAAAGAAAAUCAUAUACACAGCAUUUUUCUAUGCAUUAAUUGUGAUUAUCUGAAUCAGCUUACUUUGUUUUAAUGUUAUUGUACUGAAUACAUUAGGUAUUUCAUGUG
Molecule: messenger RNA, 2696 nt
Organism: Rhineura floridana
Lineage: Eukaryota; Metazoa; Chordata; Lepidosauria; Squamata; Rhineuridae
Exons: 3
Coding region: 902-2590 (562 amino acids)
Source: RefSeq, a predicted model, not a curated record